Messenger RNA from Silurus meridionalis, 7670 nucleotides. RefSeq names its product paired box 5 (gene pax5). NCBI's taxonomy places the organism in Eukaryota, Metazoa, Chordata, Actinopteri, Siluriformes, Siluridae. Gene Ontology annotation, molecular function: DNA-binding transcription factor activity, RNA polymerase II-specific; RNA polymerase II cis-regulatory region sequence-specific DNA binding. Gene Ontology annotation, biological process: regulation of transcription by RNA polymerase II; anatomical structure development. The coding region runs from base 982 to 2187 and encodes 401 amino acids. The transcript is spliced from 11 exons. The record is from RefSeq and is a predicted model, not a curated record.
AAAAAAAAAAAAAGAGAAGAAUUGGAAUUUAUUUACUAAAAAAGAAAAUAAAAAACCCGCACCAUCUUCAGACCGCAAAAACUACAUCAACCGCACUUUAUUCUAUUUAUUAAUUUAUUUGUUUUUUUAUUUAUUUGUUUAUUUAUUUAUUUUAAAUAAUCCUGCGCGGUACAGGACACCAGGAGCGCGUGCGCGCGGACCGUUGCCACCGAUGGCGCGUCUCAAAGCGCGCGCACCGUGCGCGUAAGGAUGCGCCGUUCGGCUCCUCGCGUGCAGACGCUCGCGCCUGGCGGAUUUACCGAGAGCGCCUUUCGCGCAAACUCAGUCUAACGGGACGCUUGGAGCUCGAGAGAACCGCGCGCACGCACAGACACGCACACGCGCACACACGCAAACGGGACUAACGGGAGAGAAGAAGAAACGGGCUGAAUACUGAGGUGCCACGGGAAAAAAAAGAUUUACGGAUAACAGGAUUUUUUUAUUUUAUUUUUUGCAACAUCGGAACAAUUUCCACUGUUUGCGCAUCAUCAUCAUCAUCAGCAUCAUCCUCAUCAUCCUCAUCCUCAUCACCAUGGCUGCGUUUUAUUUGUCUUAACCGGCGCGUGCAUGUUCCUGUUUGGAUUUUGACGCCUCCGGCACGGUUUAUGAAACAACCUCAACAGAUCCUCUGCAUGCACGUGAACAAGAAUCACUGCUGCCCAUAAAUGCGCUGAUUUAUUGCAUUGUUUUUCUUCAGAAUUUCCUUUUUUUCUCACUUUUUUUUUCUCCCUUUGGGGGCGUCAAUUCAACUUCUUGGCCUUUCUGCAAGUUUUUUCUCAUUUCUUUCAAUUUUUUUAAUUGAAAGUGUUUGGAGAGCUGAACUGCACGGACUGAACUGAAACAGAAAAACAAAAACAAAAACAAAAAAACCACCAAGAAGAAAUAAAUAAAAAAUAAAUAAAAAGACGCGCUUGCUUGGAAGUGGCCGUGACCUCCGACCUUAUGGAAAUUCACUGCAAGCACGACCCGUUCGCCGCGAUGCACAGGCACGGAGGGGUGAACCAGCUUGGAGGGGUGUUUGUGAACGGCCGGCCGUUGCCCGACGUGGUGAGGCAGAGGAUCGUAGAGCUGGCACACCAAGGCGUACGGCCAUGCGACAUUUCUCGCCAGCUUCGCGUCAGCCACGGCUGUGUCAGCAAGAUCCUGGGCAGGUACUACGAGACGGGGAGCAUCAGACCAGGCGUGAUCGGAGGAUCCAAACCAAAGGUUGCUACACCCAAAGUCGUCGACAAAAUCGCUGAUUAUAAACGGCAAAACCCCACCAUGUUUGCCUGGGAGAUACGAGACAGGCUACUGGCUGAGAGAGUUUGCGACAACGAUAGCGUGCCCAGCGUCAGCUCAAUCAACAGGAUCAUUCGCACUAAAGUCCAGCAGCAGCCUGGCCAAUCAGGAAGCGUCUCAGCGCAUAAUUUAGUGUCCACCGUUGCCGUGACCCAGGUCUCUGCGGUGACCAGCGACGCCGCAGGCUCCUCCUACUCCAUCAGUGGAAUUCUGGGAAUUAGCUCGCCGGCUGACGCUAGCAAGAGAAAGAGGGAUGAAAAUCUUCAGGAUUCUUCGCUGGCAAACGGCCACGCCCACUCAGGGCGGGACUUCCUGCGCAAGCAGAUGCGGGGGGAGCUCUUCACGCCGCAGCAGCUCGAGGUACUGGACUACGUGUUCGAUCCUGACAUUUAUCCUACCCCUGACACCAACAAGCCCGGCCAGACAGCUGAUUACUCUGCGAUGGCAUCUCUGGCCGGUGGACUAGAAGAGAUGAAGAGCAGUCUGGCUAAUCAGACAGCAGUGGAUUUGGGCCAGAGCGUAGCAGGACCUCAGAGUUACCCUCUGGUGUCAGGUCGUGAUCUAGGCAGCACCACACUUCCAGGUUACCCUCCUCAUGUACCCCCGGCCGGCCAGGGCAGCUACUCGGCCCCGUCGCUCACAGGAAUGGUGCCUGGGGGCGAGUUUUCGGGCAGUCCAUACUCCCAUCCGCAGUAUUCUACGUACAACGAGUCGUGGAGGUUCGCCAACCCGAGCUUGCUGGUGUUUCAGCAGGAGUACGGUUCUCUUCUAGGCUCAGAAAGAGCAGCUUCUUCAGGCCUUUUCCCUAGCCAGACCACACAACCUGCAGAUACAGUUUCUUCAUUUCUGAGGUUGUUGGCUGAAUAACCUGACCGGUGGACGCUGUCAUUGUUCUGCAGGAUCUCCAGACACACGGCGCAGCCACACGGGGUUCAGGACCUGCAGCCACGGCCACAGCCAGCGCUUACGACCGCCACUGAGAGGAGGGGAGGAGAGACGGAGAGAGGAAGGAGAGCUACAGAAAAGAAAGAUGGAGAAACAAAUAGAGAGAGAAAGAGAGAGACUACAUCCUUUUUCCACAUCUGUCCCACUGCAUCCUUUCAUUCGAAACUUUUGCUUGGGCCAAACAUAUCUACACACACACACACACACACACACACACACACACACACACACACACACUAAUACCAGAUUUAAACCCCUCACACUAACUAGCACCCAUUUCUUUGGUACCACAGCAAUGAAACGAUGACGUCCCCAAUGUUACAUUGCUAUAAAAAACGAUUCUUUUUUCCGCUUUUAUUGCGUGAGUCAAAACGUCACGUUACGCCGCGAAUCCUCGUGCGAUUUUAUACAAAGGCGGGAGGCCUCCUCUCUUUCUCCGUGUAGAUAACCGCUUUAGAACUCGUGUACCAUAUGUACGUUUGUCAGAUUUAAAGCUAUUUAUGAUGGAGACAUAUAUAUUAAAGAAACAAUUUGUAUGUGUAAAGGUUUACCGCAGACACGAGUUCCAUUUCUGGCAGGAGACGUUUUUUUUUUUUUGUUUGUUUGUUUUUUAAUAAAUGAAAAAUGUAUACGUACAGAGUUUUUAUUUCACAGUUUUUUUUUUUUCGCUCCUAUAAAAUCGUUUUUUUAGACAUUUAGGGACAAAUGAUUUUUCUAACGCACCAUGAACGUUUAUUUAUUAAUUCUUUCGCCAACGCCCAUUUUGGAACUGUGAAAAUCUUACAGCUAAUUUCAGAGCGAAACGUACAAAUAUUUGAAAGCUGGUCCGUGAGGGAGAAACGUUCCUUUUUUUAUCUUCCAAAAACAGGAAGUUAUGCUAUUUACCUUAAAAAAAUAAAAACGUAUGCUGGUUACGUUUACAGAAUGAAAGGAUUUUUCCCUGGUGAGGAAACGUAACGACAAAACGCUCGUACCUUGAAAUUUAUUAGGGGUUUUUUUCUAACCUCUAAUGGAGAAAGUGAUGUUAGUCUCCAGAACUUCCUCUAAAAUCCAGUCUGGAACAGAAAGCAUGUAGACAUUCAAUGAUACAUUAUUGCCUCUCUCUCUCUCUCUCUCUCUCUCUCUCUCCUUCUCUCUCUGUCUCUUUUUUAUUUGCUUGUUCUUUCGUUCCGCGCCAAGACAAUGCAUGAAAACCGUGGUGAAGGCCUUAGCGAACUCAAACGCAACCUGUACAUAGCAGCAUCAUGACUAAAUCCUUCCCCGUGUGAGUGUGUGUGUGUGUGUGUGUGUGUGUGUGUGUGUGUGUGUGCGUCAAACAUGUACAAUACACGUCAAUCGUUUUACUUCCACGCAAGCGUUUUUUUCCCAUAUCCCAAUGUUCCUAUCUAACUGUAGAUUGUAGUGGACGAGAGAAGAAAAAGAACAAAAAAAAAACUUCGUUAAUUUAGCUAGCGUUCGUGCUGUGUUUUUCCCGCCUCUCCUUUUCUCUCCUUUUCUUUCUUCUCGUUUUUUGGAUACGCCGUGCAUCUCCGAGUUAGCAUUUUACCGAGUGGAGAACGUUUGUAGAUUUAGUCACCAACACCAAAAGUUUUGACGUGAAACGUGGAAGGACAAAAAAAAAAAAAAAAAAAAGAAUGCUAUAUCUAUGAAUAUACAGUAUAUAUAUAUAUCUAUAUAAAUAAAUACAGAAGACGCUGAUAGUUUUGACUUUUUUACGUUUUGUUCCGUAACGUAGCUUUAGAGAUACUUUCGUUCAUAGACCUUAAGUUGCGCGUCAAAGUCGCGCAACUCUAAAGAAACCCUUGAUGCCGUCUCGCCACAGCGCUCCUGGCGACCUUUGAACCUUUGGAGUCUGAGGCAUUAUGAACCUGAACUACACCAGCUGAAAUCGAGGACAGUGCCUUUACCUUUUUUUCUAUCGAGUCAUCCCGAAUGACCACGCGUCACUAAACGACGAACGCGAGGUCGUAGGACCGCGCCCAAUCAACCGAUCCAUCAGUGCCACUGACCACACGUGUGUUCCAGGCUGAAGGAAACGAACGCAGACCUUUAAAUCAGAGAGUCGAUUUAAUCAAUCACCGAACACACGGAAUAAACCAAACUAAAAGCAGGCCGAGUCUGUCGCUGUCGCGAGUGUAAAGAAACGUGUAACCGCGCUUUAACACUGCGGUGUUUUCACUAGAAAAAACUAAUUGUACGAUUUCUACUCAAUUGUAUCGCUUUUAUUUUAAAGAAACGUGCACGUGAACUUAUAAAAUCCUUAGAAAUCUUUUCUUUUAGAAACCUGCGAGGAGUGUUUUUUUUUUUUUUACAGAUCUUAACUCCGCCCCCUCACCCGUAACUCGAACGCGACCGAUUUGACGGAUUAUGCAAAACAGUUACAGAAAAUUUUCCGUGUCAAAAAAAUUGCUGCGUUUUGUAUUUUUGUUUUAGUGUGUGUGUGAAAACAUACGUACUCCUUAAACCUUAAAUUAGAAAAGCAUACGAUUUUAUUUUGCGGUUUGACGAAAUCGUAGGCAAUCGGAGCUGAAAUGUUAAAACUCGCACAGAAACAAUACAAAAAAAAAAAAACAUUGCCUUAAACACACUGUUCUUGCAUAAGACCCGCCCCAUUUUUUUAUUUAUUUGUAUUUUUUUACAUUUUUUUUUUAUUAUCUGACUGCCUUGACAUCGGCUUGACCCCCCCUGGUUAAACAGAGAUACGCUCCCAUUGGCUCAGAGGAUGAUGAUUGACAGCUCUGGCACUGAACAGUAACACAGAGUGGGCUCUUCCUGCACCGGUUCCUGCCCUUCACGUCAGCCCCUUCAAACUCGCGCCGUGUACACACACAUGUAGUCCUUUUGUCCUCUGGCGGGUCGAGAACACGCGUCAAACCCACCCCCCACCCCCCUGCCCCCGCCUCAUACCCCUUCUACCCCACCCUGACAGGGACGAGUUGAUAAAACCUGCUGCGCCAUCAAAAACCAAGACGUUCUCGCUUUCCUCCACGUCUCGCUAAUCUCAUCAGUCCUUCCUCACCCACUUCCCAAGGAUUAAACCCGUUACUGUACAAACUAUUCCCCCGAUAGGAUUCGGGGGGGAAAAGCUUUCACGUACCGCCCAAGAGAAAAAGGCUAUUCUAUUCGAGUGUUUCUUUAUUAUUCUAUAUUACACAUUUGAGCAUAGCAAUAUUUAUAUUAAACAACAUCUGUAAAAAAGAUUUGGUUUAUGGUCACGUCGAGUAAGUGGACGUGUUUUUAGUGCUACGGUCAGAUCAUGCUGAGAUGCUAGCCAUCACCUUUCAUGCUAAUCUCACCGACAAAUCCGUCGCGCCCUCGAUCGUUUAGAAUGCGUUUGAAAUUGAGAUAUUUUUAUUACUAUGACGUCGAACGUUACACAAAGAGAAAUCGGAGAAUGUUCUUUUUACAAACUCGUAAUGAGAACGACAACGUCGUCACAGCUGUGUACAGACGCUAACUUCUCGCAAGGACUAGACGAAAAAUUGCCAAACGCUUCAGAGUAAUUUCAGUAUAUUGUGUGUCAGGGUGGAGUUUAAACAUCUCAACCUUAAACUGUGUAUGAGUUCUGUUUACUUUGCGUUCAUUGGGGUUUUUUUUAUUUAUUUUAAGAUUCAAAGCAGAAAAGAGUGAAAAACGUAUUGUAUUGUUUCUGAGCAAGACAACAAAGUGCAACGAUCAUCAUUCCAGACUACAAAAAGGGAAUCAGUGCCAUAAAAAGUGCACAAUGUUUCCAAUCUAACAUCCGAAUUCCCGACCUGGAGGUCAAAGGGAAUGUCAUUGGAGGUACAAAUGUCCACACUGGAGCCUGAUGAUAAAUGAUGAAUAUUAUGAUACACAAUAGAACAACUAGAGACCACAGACAAUCUUGUAGAACAUGAAAUGGGGCAAAACAAGACCUCGUAGUGUUCACAAGUGAGUGUCUGAAGAUUUUCAUCAAUGCAAAAGGACAUGUGAGAAGUAGAGACUCCCAUUUCCUGUCCUUUUCUUGUUGCUUUAGCGAUCCAGAUGAACUUCUGAAGGAUUAUAUACGCUGAUGAUUGAUCAGUUAUUUAACAUCUGGAUUGUUUAAGAGAAACACAAACUCAAAUAACUCAAAGUCACAAAAAUCAAAGAUAAAAAAACACGAAUGAACGCAACGUACACAGACCUUUUAAACUAAAACGGUAAAGAUGACGAGGAUUUGCAGAUUCCGCGUUCCCUCGCAAGAUUUUAUUUGGAUUGAUGUUUGUUUCUGUUGUCGGUUUUGUCACAUUAACACCACUGGACACUCGGAUAACAGCACAGGAUUGUUUUCAAACUGAUUUUAUCAAUGGAACCAAAAUGCAACCCAAAAUACAUGACUUUCAUGAAGAUCUUCCCUGAUUUGUAUCCCAGAAUUCAGUGCGGGAAAAAACUUUGACAUUUGAGAUUUUAAAUAAUUAUUAAUGGUAACAAAAUAACUCAACAGGCUGCCAAUGUCCCACCGUCGCUCGCCAACACGACAAAAUCAGCAGAUCAACUCGGUAAAAGAAAAAAACCCACCUUAUCGUGGCCUUCUGUGUACAAUCUGAAGUUCCAUCUUUAAUUGUUUCCUAAUAGACCUUUCCCUCCUUUUCCUGUGGGAUUGAUACGAAUUUUUUUUACUGAUUUUUUAAAAAAAAUUAAUAAGGUGAAAAAAAAAAAUGGAAAUUAAAAAAAAGAUUCAGUGCUGGGAAAUGGGGUAAAAAUGUGAAAAACGUGACGAUCGGUUUUAAAAAAAAACACAAUGUUGAAACAUAUCUGUAGCAUCCACCAAAGCUAGAGAUACUCAUACAAAAACCCCAGACAGACAAAUUCACAUACCAUCAGAAUACGGAGGAAUAUAAAAACGAUGAAUCGCUUCUUUAAGAAAUGUGUCCGUUUUUUAUUGAAUUUUCUAUAGUAGUUAAACGAACAAAUCUCUGUGUGUGUUUUUUUUCCCUCUGCGUGUGCUGUGUGUCGUUUUAAUAUUCGAAUGUAUUUACUGCGGUACAGAAUUUGCCAAAGAUACCAUACCACUUCUUUUAUUUGUCCUUGUUUUAUAUAUAUAUUAUACGGUUUUCGAGUCAGCCCAUGGUUCCUGAAAUAAUUAUUACUGAUACUACUGUUUUUCUUCUUUUCAUUUCUCACUUUCUAAUGUUAUAAUGAUUCUUAUGAUUUGAAGAUUCAGGGUUUAUUUUGUGUUCGAAGUGUCCAUUCGAAUGAUCUGGCAUUCGUCCUGAAGCCCCUUGAAAUCAGUCCCGGGGUAAAUAAGGCUACUAAGUGUACUGUACAUGCAGACGAGUGAGUGUUUGUGCAUUAUUGAUUUUAUGUACCUGUAAUGUGAAAUGAAGAAGUAAUUAUUUGUAAAUAUUUGACAUAAUUUUAUUGGUUCAUCGAAAUAAAGGUAAUUUUUUUAAGUUCAGGCA